AGAGAGAGAGAGAGAGAGAGAGAGAGAGAGAGAGAGAGAACAUAACAAGUUUCGGUGGAGAUGGAGCUUGUAAGCUCUGUUCGUAGCAAUGGCAAAGCCAAAAUGCAGGAGGAGGAGACGCAUAAGCCAUUGAGAAAGUGGUGUUUCACUGUCUUUUCUGUCUCAUUGGCCGCUCUCCUCGUGUUUGGGGUUUUCAUAUUUCCGAACACAACAGAAUCUGAAUCAAACUCAUCAUCAUCACUGAGACGUGUUUUGUCUGCUUCGACCAUGUUGAAGACGGUCUGCAACGCCACUCUCUACUCGGACAAGUGCUAUUCGACACUCUUGUCUGUCAACUCGUCAGAUCCGAAGAUUCUCUUCCGGGCCUCUCUCCUUAAAGCUCGAGAAGAGCACCUGAGGAUUUUCGGGUACCCGAGAAAGCUGAUUUCGUCAACUGCUGAUGAAUCCGUUAAGGUCAGUUUGAAGGUUUGCGAUGAGAUGAUCGUCGAUGCUUUGGAGCAUCUGAACGAGACGAUUGAAAGCUUUGACGGGCUGGAGAAGGCCUUGACAAUGGUGGAGAUCGAUGAGAUUAGGAGCAAGCUGAGUUUUGCGAUUAUCGAUCACGAUACUUGCUUCGAGGGCAUCGACGAGAUUCUGGACUCGGAUUUCUCGGGUUACCAAAGGAAUCUGAAGCUCAUCAAGAAUCUGAAAGAUUCUAUGAAGGACUCGACGGAGUUUGUCAGCAACAGCUUGGCCAUUGUUACCAGAAUCUUGGGUGACCAUCAAUUACCAGGCUUGGAGAAGAAGUCGGGUCACAGGAGGUUGCUUGGGUUACAAGAAACCAAAUUAGGGUUUCCAGACUGGCUUGGUCUCGGUGACCGUCGAGCUCUUCUCGACUCCUCUGAUCUGACACCCGAUGUCACGGUGGCUAAAGACGGGUCUGGAAACUUCCAGACCAUCAACGAGGCGGUGGCUGCAGCUCCCGACAAGAGCAACUCAAGGUUCCUUGUAUACAUAAAGGAAGGUGUUUACACAGAAAACGUGUUCUUGCCUAAGAACAAAUGGAAUAUUUUAAUGUACGGAGACGGCAUCUCGAAGACGAUCGUCACCGGGAGACGGAAUACGAUCGACGAUCCCACCUUGAGAACCUUUCAAACGGCUACGUUCGCUGUGGAAGGAAACGGAUUCAUGGCCAAGGACUUGAAGUUCGUUAAUACCGCAGGGCCGGAAAAACAUCAGGCGGUCGCAUUCCGGUCUACAUCGAGCCGGUCGGUUUUGUACCAGUGUGCGUUCGCCGGUUACCAAGACACGCUCUACGCUCACAGAGGCGAACAAUUCUACCGCGACUGCGACAUAGUCGGUUCCAUCGACUUCAUCUUCGGCCACGCGGCCGCCGUUUUCGAGAACUGCACGAUCCGGCCGCGGCAGCCGCUCCGGGGGCAGUACGACACGGUCACGGCUCAUUCGGUCAGCGACCCGUAUGCGAAAUCGGGUUUUUCGAUCGUAAGAAGCACGAUUUCUCCCUUUGACGGCGAUAAUUUGACGGCGGCGGUUUACCUAGGACGGCCUUGGAAGAACUUUUCCACCACAGUGGUGAUGAGAACCGAAAUCGGGUCGCUGAUAGACCCGGCCGGUUGGAUCGCGUGGAAUGCGAAUGGGCCUCCGAAACCGAUGAUAUACUAUGGAGAGUAUAAGAAUAGUGGGCCGGGAUCAGGCUUGGGCAAACGGGUUAAAUGGGCCGAUACCAAUAUGACCCUUGAAGAGGCUCAGAAGUUUACCGUUGGCGAGUUCAUCAGCGGGAAGGUGUGGCUGAACAACACCGGCGUCCCUUUUGAUGAGCCUCUGUGAUUUCUCUUAUCCCAAAAUGCUUGUUUCAACGAUGUGGGAUUGGCUUCAUAUGUUCCAAAUGCUUAAAAUACAAAAUCUCUAAUCUUCUUCUGAGUUGUUUCAAAUGCUUUUAAACAAAAAAACACAACCCAUUGGAACACAAGUCAAUUCCGACCAAAACCUGAAUGUUGGAUUUUGGACAGACCCGUCACAUCCCGUCCCGUCCUGUAGAUUGGCCGAUACUCAAAAAUUUCGGAUAACGCGCACCCACCCUAGAGUCAGACACAAACACUCGAACCACAGUACUCUCGAGAUUGUCGAAAGAUUUCAGAUAAAGGAAAGGUUCUUACAUAUCUCUCGGCUGAAUGUUUGGCAUACAUCAUCUCAUCUGACAGACAAGAGUGAAAAGUUUUGUGCCAUAGAUUAAAAAAAAAGACAGUCUCCUGGUUCAGAAAUCGGAAU
Messenger RNA from Tarenaya hassleriana, 2268 nucleotides. RefSeq names its product pectinesterase-like. Bases 61 to 1827 code for a protein of 588 amino acids. Lineage: Eukaryota; Viridiplantae; Streptophyta; Magnoliopsida; Brassicales; Cleomaceae. Gene Ontology annotation, biological process: cell wall modification. Gene Ontology annotation, molecular function: pectinesterase inhibitor activity; pectinesterase activity. The transcript has 2 exons. The record is from RefSeq and is a predicted model, not a curated record.